Pimephales promelas (fathead minnow) is the source of this 1425-nucleotide messenger RNA. It is a transcript of the gene taar11, whose product is annotated as trace amine-associated receptor 11. Lineage: Eukaryota; Metazoa; Chordata; Actinopteri; Cypriniformes; Leuciscidae. Gene Ontology annotation, cellular component: membrane. Gene Ontology annotation, biological process: G protein-coupled receptor signaling pathway. The record is from RefSeq and is a predicted model, not a curated record. Gene Ontology annotation, molecular function: trace-amine receptor activity.
AUGACUCUGAGUCAACUGUGGACAGCAGAGUCUUUCGGCCUCUGUUUCGAACGACUGAACGACUCAUGUGUAAAGACGGUCUAUUCUCCUGUCAUUCGUGCUCCUCUCUACUUCCUCUUUGCUAUAACCAUCAUUGUGAUUGUGUUCGGCAACCUGUGGGUCAUCUGCACCCUUUCCUUUUUCCAGGAGCUCCGCACACCCACCAACUACCUGAUCGUCUCAAUGGCCGUAGCCAACCUGCUCCUGGGCAGUUUUGUCAUGCCCCCCGGUAUGGUGCGCUCUUUGGAGACGUGCUGGUAUUUUGGAGACUUCUUCUGCAAGUUUCACUCCGGCACUGAUUUUACGCUGUGUAACGCAUCUGUUUUGCACCUCACAUUCAUUUCAAUUGACCGUUAUUACGCAGUUUGUCAACCACUGCAAUAUCACAGCAGAAUUACCACACGUGUGAGCAUAGCCAUGAUCCUAUUCAGCUGGUGCUUCUCUGCCUUUACUGGCUUCGGCAUCAUAUUUUCAGGGCUGAAAAUCGAGGUAAAAAGAACCGAGGAGCUGCACGUUGCUUGCAAGGGAGGGUGUUUGGCAUUGCAUGGAAGAGAAAUCGGAGUGACAUAUUCGAUUGUGUUUUAUUUCCUCCCCAUGUUUAUAGUUGUCAGCAUUUACAGCAGGAUUUUUGUUAUAGCACAGAAACAUGUUCGUGUUAUAAAUAACUAUCCUUCAAGCUCAUCAGUUAGUAAAAAGGAUCUGAAAGCCACUAAGACGAUUGCUAUUGUCAUUGGAGUUUUUAUUUCCUGCUGGACACCUUAUUUCAUGUGUAACAUCAUAGAUCCUAUUGUUAACCACACAAUACCAGCACUUUUAUAUGAGGUUCUAAUGUGGGUGGCUUACAUGAAUGCAAUAUUUAACCUGUUGAUUUAUGCUUUCUUUUAUGGCUGGUUCAGAGAAAAAUCCAAACCUCUGAUUAGCAGAGUAUAUCGUGUAUGUCACGGUCUAAAUCUGCCACUUCUCAAGGAACAGCCUAUCAUAGGCCUGCCCAGCCGUGUAUCGUGCGCUGAUUGCCACAAAGGACCUCUUUUUGCGUGGUCUAUUUGGACCUCAAGCACACUGAAGAAUCUUUGGAGAACCCGAAGAAUUGCAGUCAGUGCCUUAUGCUGCCCAAGAAGCUUUGGCGACAUCGUCUUAAAGUCACAGAGACCCAGUGCACCGAGCUCAGCCUUUCUGACUCGGAUGGGGGACAUGGUGUUGACGACGCGCUACCAUGCUACCUCACUUAUAUGGGCUGACCAGCCCAACGCUGCAUUCCCCGUAGAUUACAUCUUCACAGGCAACCUCCAGCUUGUCGACGGACUGGUCGGUUCCAGUAAUGAGGAUGACUCGGGCCUUCUUGAGGUCUCAGAGGACAAGGAGGCCAUCUCGCCCUCUCGAUCUUAA